This is a messenger RNA of Agrilus planipennis (emerald ash borer), 2371 nucleotides long. RefSeq names its product cilia- and flagella-associated protein 99-like. NCBI's taxonomy places the organism in Eukaryota, Metazoa, Arthropoda, Insecta, Coleoptera, Buprestidae. The coding region runs from base 251 to 2032 and encodes 593 amino acids. The transcript has 2 exons. The record is from RefSeq and is a predicted model, not a curated record.
GUUAAUGGAAACGUCAGAAUGAUCUCAGGUGCCAUCUGAAAUUUCUUACGUUACAGGUGACGUUAACGACUUCGUUUGUAAUUAUUUAUUUUUAGGGUGUUUACAAGACGUAUAUUUAACUUCACGUAACCACAGUAGCUUUAGACUAAAAAUAUGACAAUAAGCAAAUGGUCACGGCCAACAUUAUUCGUUUUCGAAUAAGUAUUUUUGGCAUAUACAUCUGACAAGGAUCUUUAACGGGGCCCGAAAGAUGUCGAACAAUAAGAAACAAAAUAUUUGUGAAUUGAUAACGGAACUGACAUGUCUUUUAAAAGAAUACAACAGAUGUUUAGAAGUUACGCCGAGCGAAUUUAUUAAAAGCGAAAUUUACGAACAGGAACCGAACGAAACGAAAAGUUACUACUACGAAAGUUUUUUACAAAUGAUGCGGUUCUACAGUGUCUAUGAAGGAACUGUGGCGUUAUAUAAGUCGUUUCACAAAUUGAGACAGAUAAAUAAAGAACAUGUAACAGUUUUGGUUUACGUUAUAAUGAAUUUUUUUCAUAAAAGCUCCUACACGACAAUAAAAAUCGCAUUCAAAAUGUUCUCCUCUGAAGAAGUCAAUAGACUGCUGCAGUUCUUUACAAAAGAAGAUAAUUUAAUAGAUAUAGCUCAAAUGGCAUGCAGAAAAUACGAAAAUGAUUUUGUACUCGAACAAAUAAUGGUUCCACUUACGUCAUGCACAUCAUCGUUCGAAUGGAUGUUGAAAGAAAGGGAGAGUGAGAGGUUCGAAAGAGAACAGGCACGCGUCAAGCCGCCAACUAAGCCUAAUCCUCCAAAAUGCGCCACAGUUGUAAAGCGAACCCCAGCACCUCCAGGGAAUACUCCCACUUUAUCUCUCAGUACAUUUAAACGCUCUCACAUUCCAAGAAGCAUGUAUAAUAAGACCUCUAAAAUAGAGGAGAAGUUGGAAGCAUGUAAAACAGAAAACAGAGAAAAUGCUCGACAAUUGUACUUGGAGGCUCAGAAAAAUUCAUUCAAAUGUGCCAGAGAACUUACAAAAUUCGUAUCAAAAACUACAGCAGCCGAUUCUGAAACUCAAUCUGUUGUUCCAACAUCUUCCGUUACUUUUAAACACAAAUCGGUCCCUCCAUUUAAGCCGGUUUUUGUAAAAUCCAAUAAUACGACGUUAUUAAGAGAAGCAGCCCUCAUAUCUAAAGAUCAACAGAAGGAAAUAGAGAAAAUUGAGAAUAUUGUAAGUGGCGGAUUCGACAUAAACAUUGCCCAAGCUAUUGAAGAAGAGAUUAGGAAGGACGAGGAAGCUCGGCAGUUACAAGAAAUUGAAAAAAAGCAUUUGAAAGGACUACUGACUUAUGAGCAAUCGCUUUUGGCAAAAAAGAAAUUGCUGAAAACGAAUAAAUUAAAAAUGGAAAAAUUCCAAGAGGAAAGGCUAGAACUGCUGAAAGAAAUAGAAAGAUGGCGCGAAGAGGAAGAAAAGAAAAUCAGGGAACUUGUUGAACAGGCUAAAAGUAUUGAGAAAGGAGCAAAAGAUGCUGAACGAAAGAUGAUUGCUGAAAAAAGACAAAAUGCUGCACUUCUUGACGCCGAAAAUAAGAGUCUCCUUCAACAAGCCUAUAUGGAACGGGAGAGAGAACUGCAGGAGAGGGCUCAGCUGAUUCAAGAACUGAGAUCGCUGCAGCAAGUUAGAAUUUUGCAUGUCAAAGAGUUUGACCCGACAGAGACUCCAAAUCUUGGCCUGUUAUGUGAAAUGAGCAUCGCGGAAUUAAAGGAACGCCUGUCUAUUAUGAGAAUGGAACUUAAAGAGGAGUUAGAGAACAAGAGAAAAAGAAUAUCAGAAGAAAAACACAGACAGCAGCAGAUGAUAGAGAGCGUCAAGUUGUACAUAAAAGAUGCAAGAUUUGUUAAGUUGAAGAAAAAGAAAAAGAAAAGAAUUGUACACUUGGAAUUGACACCUGAACUUAUUGCAUUGCGAACAAAACUUCAAGAAGCACGGAAAGCAAACAGACUUGGACAAAGCAUUGUUGUUGGAUGAUUAUUUAUUUAUUUAUGUACUUUUUACUUGUCCUUAUACUUAAUGUGUUAAUUUCUCGUAAAUUUUAAAUUUAAAAGUUCGAUAGAAUUUCGGAUUUUCUUUUGUAACAACUUUUGUAACGCAUCUUAGAAAUUAGUGGGUGAAACGGUUACGUAUGUACAUCGAGAAUAUAUCAAGUCGAAAAUAUUGGGUAGAUUUGAAUGACGUUUAAUGAUUUUCUUGACUAUUACAUACGGGUGCACUAAGAACGCAGUAUGCGAAAAUCGUGUUUUAUGGACUGAAAAAGAAAAGCAAAAAUUUAAAGGUGUUAUUUAAAAGGUAAUAAAAUUGUAAGAAUGA